UCGUUGCCCAACGGCUUUGCGAUGAAGAUGACGAGGGGAAAAUCGACAUUCUCAACUCUCAACGAUGCCCUUUAGGAUUUCUGACUCUGGAAUUAGGUUUAGGAGAGUUCGAACGCUCAAUAUUCUGUGUAUGUCAUAACUCUGAGUUUUUCUGAUUCUGUGAUUAGAAAUAACUUAACCUGAUUUAUUGAUUAGGAUUGUCCAAAAACACAUUAAACUUUCACCAAAACCGAUGGAUACGGAUCACGUUGGCCAUGCAUUACAUUAAUAAAAGCUUUCCAUUUGUAGUGUGUAUUAUCACAAUUUCAUGUACGAAAAUGCUGCAGAUUUUUCGGGGAUCACAAUAAAUAUUGCUUGGUUUCUUCUUCUUUGGUUUUUUUCCCUUUCGGGUUUUGCACUUUCAUGUUCUUGUAUUUGUGUUCUUUAUUGUUUCCUUUUGGAUACCUUUUAACAGAGAGCGUUUGAUCCAUGAAGAAAUUGUAAUCAGACUACGCAAUAUCGAUUCGUAAUUCGUUGGCUUCUGUUCUAUGAUUUGAUUUCGGAAGAAUUUAUCAUUGGAUUUUGCAAUUUCGUAUCAUAAUUGUCUUUCCUUUUCUGGGUUUUUAGGCUUACAUUAUUCGAGUUUAUAUGUAAAGAAAUCAUCCACAAAUACACAAUUUUGAUCUUUGAAUCAUAAUUCCCUUCUCAUUACCUAAAUUCUGUCAUUCCACAAACUAUCACCAGAUUAUGAGCUUUUAAAUCAUAACGCUCGUCAAUUUUUUUUAUCAGAUUAUGCAAUUUUGAAUCAUAAUUGUUGGAAUCGUAGACAAAAUUGUGUGAUCUGAUACGAGAGUGUAGAUGGGUAUAAUCAGCGCCAUUGCUGGGGCUUUCGGUUUUGGGAUUGGGAUCACACUUGGACUUGUGAUUGGUUAUUUUCUCUUCAUCUUCAUCCAAUCAUCUGAUGUUGAGAAUCCUGAAAUUAAGCCUUUGGUUGAGCAAGACGAACCAACUCUUCAAAGAAUGUUCCCUGAAAUACCCAUUUGGGUGAAAAAUCCCGACCAUGAUCGUGUUGAUUGGCUUAACAAGUUUCUUGAAUUAAUGUGGCCAUAUCUAGACAAGGCAAUUUGCAAAACGGUUUUGGCAACAGUUGAACCAAUGAUCAAAGAACAAACUCCACAAUACAAAAUCGAUGAAGUUGAAUUCGAUUCACUUACAUUAGGCAGCUUACCUCCUACUUUUCAAGGAAUGAAAGUUUAUACUACAGAUGAAAAAGAGAUAAUUAUGGAACCAUCGUUCAAAUGGGCAGCAAAUCCUAACAUUCAUGUAGGUGUUAAGGCCUUUGGGUUAAGACCCACUAUUCAGAUUGUUGAUUUGCAAGUAUUUGCAUCUCCAAGAAUCACUUUAAAGCCAUUGGUUCCAACUUUUCCAUGUUUUUGUAAAAUUCUAGUUUCUCUAAUGGACAAGCCUCAUGUUGAUUUUGGAGUAAAAUUAAUUGGGGCAGAUUUAAUGUCGAUUCCUGGUUUGUAUGGGUUCGUUCAGGAACUCAUCAAAGAUCAGGUAGCGAACAUGUAUUUAUGGCCGAAAGUUCUUGAGGUAGCAAUUUUGGAUCCUACAAAAGCUAUGAAGCGACCUGUUGGGAUGCUAAAUGUGAAAGUUGUAAAAGCAAUGAAGCUUAAAAAGAAAGAUCUUCUGGGUGCUUCUGAUCCUUAUGCGAAAUUGACACUAACAGAUGAUAAGUUGCCAUCGAAGAAGACGACUGUAAAACACAAGAACUUGAAUCCUGAAUGGAAUGAAGAAUUCAAUCUAGUUGUGAAAGAUCCUGAAGUUCAAGCUCUAGAAAUCAUGGUUUUCGAUUGGGAAUCGGUAGGGAAGCAUGAUAAAAUGGGGAUGAAUCGUGUACCUUUGAAAGAUCUAACUCCCGAAGAACCAAAAACCCUAACUCUCGAUCUACUCAAGAACAUGGAUCCCAACGAUUCGCAUAACGAUAAAUCACGAGGUCAAAUCGUGGUUGAAGUCAUGUACAAACCCUUCGGAGAAGACCAGAUGCCGACUGACGUUGAAGAAGUUAGUGCGAUGCAGAAAGCUCCGGUGGGAACUCCGGAGGGCGGCGGCUUGCUUGUUGUUAUAAUCCAUGAAGGAGAAGAUCUCGAAGGAAAACAUCAUACAAAUCCUUCCGUUCGUGUGCUUUUCCAUGGCGAAGAAAAAAGAACUAAGCCGAUGAAGAAGACUCGAGAUCCGAGAUGGGAAGAAGAGUUUACAUUUACGUUAGAAGAGCCACCGACGAAUGAGAAAAUGCAUAUCGAAGUCGUUAGUACUUCGAAGCGGAUGGGAUUAAUUCAUCCGAAGGAAUCUUUGGGUUAUGUCGAUAUAAGCCUUGCGGAUGUUGUGAACAACAAACGGAUCAACGAGAAAUAUCAUCUGAUCGAUUCCAAGAAUGGGCGGCUUCAGGUGGAAUUGCACUGGAGAACUUCCGGCUAGAUUGCCGCCGGUAACGGUGACUCACGGCGACGAAAGUUAUUGAUAUUCAUAGGGUUUUAGUUAAUAAAGACGAUGAAAAUGAAAUAGUAUACCAUGCUGGCAUGCUAUCAUGAAAUUUGAAAACCUAAAUAUAUAUAUGAUCUAGGAGAUUAAAUCUUGACCGUUGGUUAGUUUUGAUAUUUUUAACUAUACUAGUGGA
This is a messenger RNA of Lactuca sativa (garden lettuce), 2656 nucleotides long. RefSeq names its product synaptotagmin-2. Gene Ontology annotation, cellular component: endoplasmic reticulum. Gene Ontology annotation, molecular function: lipid binding. Lineage: Eukaryota; Viridiplantae; Streptophyta; Magnoliopsida; Asterales; Asteraceae. The record is from RefSeq and is a predicted model, not a curated record.